AUGUGUAAUAAAUGCCUUUAUGAGAGUUCUAAGAUUAAAAAUGAGAGUAGUGUCUCUGCCUUGUUCACUCCUUUAAUUACGAAAGAUCUAAAGAGGAAAUAUGAUUAGGCUUACCUUUAGUAUAAGGAAAGCAGAUGUGAGGUAGCAGAGAUCGAAACAGAACACAUUAAAGAAAUUAUGGUAAAUAGAGUAAAGGAUUUUUGCAAAGAACUUCAAGAAUAGGUUAAUAGAUGCGAAGAAAUCAUUAAGUAAAGAAUAAAAGAUUCUGCUUCUCUAAAGACCCUUGAAUUAUUGGUAGAGUAAAAUGCCGAUCUAUUUAGUGAAAAUUAAGGUUCAAAUUUCUAGAAGAUUAAGGAUGAAUUCGAUAGCAAAAUCAAUAACAGCAAGUACGCAACAAUAGUUAAAAGAUAAAACUUUUAUCGUGAAAGUAUUUUCACAGAAAUAGAGAAGAGCAUUACUCAUAUGGAUAAAACAUUUGAAUCCCUCAAGGAUCUUCAUCAUAGAGUAAUUCAGGUAUAGGAAAUAUCUCAAGAAUUGAUAAUAGAGAAAUUCGAUUAAAUCAUUGAGGACACCGUGAUGAAUGAUGUUUCUUCAUAAGAUGCUUUUGUAAAUAAGUCAGAACCUGAUGUGCAAAUUAUGGGAACUAAUUGUGACUAAUAAUUGAAUCUAGAUGAAGGAGAUUAGUUUUAGAUAAGAAACUGCCAGCUGGAUAUGAGUGAGUGCAGUCAAUUUAGUCUAUUUAGUGGCUCCUCUAAUUUAUAAAACUGCGCAUGGACCAAUAUGAAAGAGCUAGUCACUGAUCAAUAGAAACUAUUCUCAAUUCAAAAUUUCACUCUAAAAUAAUAUGACUAAAAUAAUAGAGUUUGGGAAAGUGUGUUAAAGUCUGAUUUGUUCUAUUAGAGAAUUGUAGUUUUACCUGGUACUAAUGAAGUCUACUUAGUUGGAGGUGCCUAGGACUAUGAAUCUGAAUAUACUACUAAUGAGGUGAUAUUAUACAGAAGUAAGGAAGAGUUCUAAUAAAAGAAAUCAAUGAUAUUUAAAAAGAGCAAGGUGUGUCUCACAGUUGGAUAAUUGAAGUCCAAUGAAAAUGUAAAUUUCAGCAAGGCUUUUAUAUUUGCAAUUGGAGGACAAGAAAACAAAAACUAGUUGAGCAGGAUAGUUGAAAGAUAUAGUCCAAGAGCCGAUCUCUGGCAGUAGAUGCCAUCUUUGAUUUAAGCUAGAUCUGAAAGCUCUGCUAUUGUUUUGAAUGAUAAUCUUUAUGUAUUUGGGGGAAUGGCUUUUGAUGAGUCUAAAUUGCAAUUUAUUCCAAUAAGGACAAUCGAAAGAUUAAAUUUAAAAAUCCUAUUCAAUCAAACAGCACAUCAAUCAUAAAAGCAGUUUUAAGUAAUUGAUAUAAAACUGCCAACCGACUGUAUCAAUGUUGGCCUAAUCCCAAUAUCUAACUGUGAAACUCUCAUUCUUGGUGGUUUCUCUUAUGAUAGAUACUUGAAUUAGAAGCUGAAAUUUAGCAGCUAUUAAACAAACAAUUCAAACUAAGUAGAUUAAUGUAUAGAGUUGAUAGGUGAUAGCAAACUUGAUCAUGGCGACUUCUUCUAAGCACAAAUAUUUACCUAAGUGGUAUAGUCAAAUAAAAAAGGCGAUAGCGAUAAGAUGGAGAUUGAAGAUUCACUGAGAUUUUGUAAUUAUGAUGAAACACUUUUGGCUAUUGGAACCUUCUACACUCACCAAAUAGAAUUAUUUGAUGAUUUCAACAUUAAAAGCUUUGAGCUUAAAAAUUUAUGA
Stylonychia lemnae is the source of this 1782-nucleotide messenger RNA. The record is from the annotation of a GenBank genome assembly. NCBI's taxonomy places the organism in Eukaryota, Ciliophora, Spirotrichea, Sporadotrichida, Oxytrichidae.